Mugil cephalus (flathead mullet) is the source of this 5497-nucleotide messenger RNA. RefSeq names its product protein kinase, AMP-activated, alpha 2 catalytic subunit (gene prkaa2). NCBI's taxonomy places the organism in Eukaryota, Metazoa, Chordata, Actinopteri, Mugiliformes, Mugilidae. Gene Ontology annotation, biological process: protein phosphorylation; intracellular signal transduction. The transcript has 10 exons. Gene Ontology annotation, molecular function: protein serine/threonine kinase activity; ATP binding. Gene Ontology annotation, cellular component: cytoplasm. The record is from RefSeq and is a predicted model, not a curated record. The coding region runs from base 307 to 1980 and encodes 557 amino acids.
UCCGUACUGGGUCGGUGGCAGAGGCCGACGGGCUCUUGGGGGGAUUAUCCGGGUACGCCACACAUGGUGUGUUUGUGUGUGUGGUUGUGCCACAUAUGCCAUCUGGCCUCCAGAAAAAGCCACCUUGCUUCUUGUGCUGCAGCCUCCGCUCACAUUAAUUUUGUCGUUUAACGGACUCAAGCCGUCGCUUUCCCACAGUGGAGAGAAGUGGAGUGCCCCGCCCCUCCGUGCGCCCCGCAGGCAGCCAGGCAGCGCACCCACCGCGCACCGAGAGAGCGAGGAGCUCAGCCGUCGGUAACGGAGAAGAUGGCAGAGCGGCAACAACAGAAACACGAAGGCAGGGUAAAGAUCGGCCAUUACAUCCUCGGUGACACGCUCGGAGUGGGGACAUUCGGGAAAGUGAAGAUCGGCGAGCAUCAGCUGACAGGUCACAAAGUGGCUGUAAAGAUCCUGAACAGACAGAAGAUCCGCAGCCUCGAUGUCGUCGGGAAAAUCAAGCGUGAGAUCCAGAAUCUCAAACUGUUCAGACACCCACACAUCAUCAAGCUGUACCAGGUAAUAAGUACACCUACGGAUUUCUUCAUGGUCAUGGAGUAUGUGUCGGGAGGUGAGCUGUUUGACUACAUCUGCAAAAAUGGACGGGUGGAGGACACAGAAGCUCGCCGUCUUUUCCAGCAGAUUAUCUCUGCCGUAGACUACUGUCACAGACACAUGGUGGUCCACAGAGACCUGAAGCCUGAGAAUGUCCUGCUGGACGGCAGCAAGAACGCCAAGAUCGCCGACUUUGGACUGUCAAACAUGAUGUCAGACGGGGAGUUCUUAAGAACGAGCUGUGGCUCACCCAACUAUGCAGCUCCAGAGGUCAUCUCAGGAAGGCUGUACGCUGGUCCUGAGGUUGACAUCUGGAGCUGCGGAGUGAUCCUGUACGCCCUGCUGUGUGGCACUCUGCCCUUUGAUGACGAGCACGUCCCCACGCUGUUUAAGAAGAUCAGAGGAGGUGUCUUCUAUAUCCCAGAGUACUUGACCCGCUCUGUUGCCUCGCUGCUAAUGCUCAUGCUGCAGGUGGAUCCUCUGAAGAGAGCCACCAUCAAAGACAUCAGGGAACAUGAAUGGUUUAAGCAGGACCUGCCAGGCUACUUGUUUCCGGAGGACCCGUCAUACGACUCCACCGUCCUGGAUGAAGAGGCCGUCAGGGAAGUGUGUGAGAAGUUUGAAUGCACGGAGUCUGAGGUCAUGUCCAGCCUCUACAGUGGAGAUCCACAGGAUCAGUUAGCAGUGGCCUAUCACCUCAUCAUAGAUAACCGUCGCAUCAUGACCCAGGCCAGCGAAUUCUACUUGGCGUCCAGUCCCCCGCAGGGCUCCUUCAUAGAGGAGGGAAUGCCGCUGCCCCCUGGGGUCAAACCCCACCCAGAGAGGAUGCCUCCCCUCUUGGCUGACAGCCCCAAGUCUCGUUGUCCUCUAGACGCUCUCAACACCACACGACCUAAACCGCUGGCAGUGAAGAAAGCCAAGUGGCACCUGGGUAUCAGAAGUCAGAGCAGGCCCUAUGAUAUCAUGGCCGAGGUUUACAGAGCUAUGAAACAACUCAAUUUUGACUGGAAGGUGGUGAACCCAUACCAUCUGCGCGUGCGGAGGAAGAAUCCAGUGACGGGCAGCUUGGUGAAAAUGAGCCUGCAGCUUUACCAGGUGGACAACAGAUCCUACCUCCUUGACUUCAAGAGCAUUGAUGAUGACAUCGUCGACGCGGCGGGCUUUAAAUCGGGCUCCUCCACUCCUCAGAGGUCAGGCUCCACAGCCGGCCUCCACAGACCCAGACUGAGCAUCGACUCGGCCAGCCCGGCCAUCGACCUGCCCCAGCUCAGCUCCUCUCUCCCAGGAUCCUUGUCCGGUAGCUCCCCUCUACUCACCCCACGCCAGGGAUCACACACCAUGGACUUCUUUGAAAUGUGUGCCAGUCUCAUCACCACGCUGGCACGCUGAGGCCUGCCAACCCUUAACCUCACUGUAACCUGGAUGUCAGUAGGGUAUUUAAACUAACUGCAGAUCUGGGAUGUAGGGAAUGCAGAUGUUUGGAGUGACUUCCUCUUUCUGUCUCCUUUCCAUUUCUUCCAGUUGUAUCGGACUGGAAGGGUGAGUGGGAAUGUGAAAUGUGAAAUGCCUGUGUGGCGUUCACCUCAGAUUAAGGAGACAGAAAGAGGGAAAGUGGGUAUUAAUCGCUUAUUUUUUCUCAUUGAGUCUUGGUCUUUAAGCAUCAGGACCAUAGCCUGUGAAACCGAUCCUGGGAAAGAAAUCUGUGAACUAGAGAAGGCAAACAAAGUGAGAGGUCAGAGUUCACAGAGCUGCCGGAGUCAGCAAAAGGUCAAGUUCACCGUCACUCCUCCCACAAAUACCUUCAUUUUUACAAUCUGCUGCACACCACACCACUUAACGGCAGGACGUCCUGCUGAGUUACCGUAGACACUGAUCAGAGGUCAGUUUUGCAUCUUGUCUUACAUUGUGAUCAGGGCACGGUUGUUAAAACUAACGUUAAAUCUGUGUCUGAGGGAUCACUUCUACAUGUAAGAUUCUAUUUCAGGUUUUAUAUUAUAUGGUUUGUAAAAAAAGCUUUUGUUAUCCAUGUAUUAUAUUUAUAUUACAACCACACUACGUAGUUGAAACGAAGACAUACCAAAUAACAGACUUUAUACAUUAUUAUUAUUUAGAUAUCAAAUCCAUAUUUAUUUUUGGGGAUAGCUUUUUUAGGCACUGUAGUUUUAUUAUUUAAGUGUCAACAAAGAAUUUUAACUUGAUUUUUGAAUAGAUUGUAGAUGAGAGACAGCAGGAUGGUAGGAUGAUAACACUCGGUUUGAUAUUGAGAUGCACACCAUCUCACAUGAGUUUUUAUAACCACUGUUCUAUAAGAGCAAUAGACUAUCCAGAUUCCACAAAUUCUGAAGCUGUUUGUGGGCCUCCAGCAGUUACCAUCUUUACACUUAACUCCAGACUAAUUAAAAAAUGGGCAGAGAUGUAGUGUGAAUGAAGCUGAUUGAGACAGUUAGCAGCCUGAACAUGCCCUUAAUUAUGCAUUACUUUAAGCCUUAAUACAAUUUAAACAGAUGAGUAAAUAUGUUUUUUUUUGUUUGUUUUUUUAACCAGGCUGUAAACACUUUCAUUUCUUCUGUAAAGUUAAAACAUUUGAACAUGCUGGUCCGUGAGGACUGACUCACUUUAGGAAUCAGCUUCUAGUGGCCGUUGGAGGUAGUGCAGUUAGUGGUCCUCUUUGUGGGCUUCAUUAGUUUAUUUUUUCAUACAUUCAGCAACUGUCACAAAUAUGCAACAAGCGCAAGGACUUUUCACUUGCGUCUCUAACAAAGAAAACUGUUGUUGAACUUGUCAUACUGCUCCCCUGUUUGUGCAUUGAAUGUAAUUAAAAAGAAACAGACCGGCCUGUAAAAACAGGACCUCCGUCACAUAUGCAUUAAGCUUAAUAACAACAGGCCUAUUUUAAAAAAACAUUUUAUUAUUCUGUACUAUAUCCUUUAAGUUUUAAGUUAAGGCUAAUGCCUUAUGUGGGGUCUUAAAAUGGAUUUUCGUUGACUCGUUUGAUCAGAAACACAUUAUAAAGUGAACGAGCCCCCUGCCCUUCAUGUGAACGUACUGAGGAGAUAAUGACGGUGGAGGAGGAACAAAGGGCGACAAAUUCAUGUGAGAUGGUGCUGCAGGAGAGUAGAAGACACGGGAAGCUUUUUCCAGUUGCCUUAAAGAAUACAACACAGUAAUUCUGUGCAUGUGUAUAUGGCGUGUGUGUUUGUGAGCCAGCGUGUGUUGUGGAGCUCAGAUAGUGCGUCACAGAUAGCGGUUGUUGCAACUUUUGGUAGAUCUUUGGGAGAUUCAGAUGUCUGAGUUAAACCAUGAGGCUUUACUGCUGUGUUGUAGCUGUCUGAUCUUCUGGCUGUUGCUGCGCGGUCACUGUAAAAUCCAGCAGUUUGCAGUCACGCUCUUUGUUGCACCACAAUCUUUGUGUUUGGAUACGCUCACUUCACCGUACCUGUUGUGUCUGCUGCAUUCAGCUCAACGCUGUGCUUUUCUCGUAGAAAUGGUCCACAUUGUCCUGUCAGGCUGUAAUGCACUAACAGUGUUGUGUAUCUCUGCUGUCAUACGAAAUGUUUAUUUUUCCACAUCUUUUCUGAACAAGUGUAAAGCGAAAGCUGUUGCUGCUCACAUGAACCCUCUGCUCCCCUUCUCUGAGAUCGCUCGCUUGGUUUUGAGGACGGUUGCUUUCGACUGUAAAACAUCACACGGCUAAAGAGUUACAAACUAGUUUAAAUAAGCGAGCUGGUCGUACACACUGAGAUGAAUUAGUGCAGAAAAAUAUAACAAGUGAAUCAUUUAAUGAGUCAUUAUUGAGCGGUUUUGAUCGUUGUCACAGGUGGGUAGCUGAAAGGCAGGGCUUGCUGACAGCACCGUUAAAAAUGUGUUAAUUCACAGUUCAUUGGUUCACGCUCGCGUCCUUUAUUUAUUUCAUAGCGUCUUAUUUAUUUACUUAUUUAAUAUCGGCCAUGUUGAAGGUUCACACGCUCAUCUAAAUCUGUUGUUGGGAACUGAUUUCUCUACAGUUGAUGUCACGUGGACUCGGCCCCAUUUUUGUCGACGCUGUUUCUGAAACGGAUACAGUGAUUUUUUUUAGACUUCUGGUUAAAACAGAGACGUUAUUUAUCGCGUUAUUUAGUAUUCUGCUGAAACCCUUUACUACAUACGAACCGUUCGUCCGUCCUGUCUGUGUGUGGUCGUCUGAUCUGUCUGUUACAGCGCACACUCGGCUGAUUAUUCUCUGAUGGGAGAGCCUCCCUGCUUCGAGAAACUUGUAACUCUUUGUCAAUCAUCUGUAUUACACUCUAUAACUGUGUCUUAAAUGACUUGUCUCCUGUACAGUGAACAGCUUCAGGCGAUCAUAGCCGGCCCAUUGUUCAUUUGUUCUCGGUACUGCUGUUGUGACGACACGAUACAAAACGUGUAUCAGUGAAGUGCUGUAACCUGCAGGAGCCAUGGGUCAGAUUUGAAAACUCUGACACAACCAGUAUUUACUGUCAGGUGUAGUCACUACUACUGUAUGCAACUACCAGUGGCAUGUUAGUCAUGUAAACUCAGUCCAGAGCUGGAGCGCAUGCUAGAAGGCCUCACUAAAUACACACUAUCCAUGUUGUACCAAAGUGAAUACUUUCCACAGGAAAGCUGUGCUCUCUGUGUAACUGUAGUGGGGUUCUUAUGAUUAGUGUGACCUUAAAUACCCCGGCGUAUGUGGUGUGUGUGUGUGAUAUCUGUGUGGGUGCGAUGCACACUGCUUAUUGUGAAUAUGUAAAGAAUGUCCUCGUGGGCGUGGGUGUGUGAGUGUGCGUCUGAGCUGUCUCUGAUUGGGGUUUGGAUUUCUCUUGUUUAUGCACUGCAUGAUAUUGCUGUUAUGAUUUGCACUUUAAUGAGUAUUUAUUGAAAAACAAUAAACAAAUAUAUAUAUAUAAAA